Hyaena hyaena (striped hyena) is the source of this 840-nucleotide messenger RNA. RefSeq names its product RAB6B, member RAS oncogene family (gene RAB6B). The record is from RefSeq and is a predicted model, not a curated record. Lineage: Eukaryota; Metazoa; Chordata; Mammalia; Carnivora; Hyaenidae. Gene Ontology annotation, molecular function: GTPase activity; GTP binding. The transcript has 8 exons.
AGCUGGGGAGUCAGGGACGCGCGCAGCCAGCCCUUCCCCCUCCCGCUCCCGCACCGCCGGCCGCCUCCCCUCGCCCUCCUCCUCCUCCCUCCCUGCUCCUUCGCUUUUCCUCCACCUCCUCCUGCACGGCCCGGCUGCCAGCACCAUGUCCGCAGGGGGAGAUUUUGGGAACCCACUGAGAAAAUUCAAGUUGGUGUUCCUGGGGGAGCAGAGCGUCGGGAAGACGUCUCUGAUCACACGGUUCAUGUAAGACAGCUUCGACAACACGUACCAGGCAACCAUUGGGAUUGACUUCUUGUCAAAAACGAUGUACUUGGAGGAUCGUACGGUGCGGCUGCAACUCUGGGACACAGCCGGCCAGGAGAGGUUCCGCAGCCUGAUCCCCAGCUACAUCCGGGACUCCACAGUGGCCGUGGUGGUGUAUGACAUCACAAAUCUCAACUCCUUCCAGCAGACCUCGAAGUGGAUUGACGACGUCAGGACAGAGAGGGGCAGCGAUGUCAUCAUCAUGCUGGUGGGCAACAAGACGGACCUGGCAGACAAGAGGCAGAUAACCAUCGAGGAAGGGGAGCAGCGUGCCAAAGAACUGAGCGUCAUGUUCAUAGAGACCAGCGCCAAGACUGGCUACAACGUGAAGCAGCUCUUCCGACGUGUGGCGUCCGCUCUGCCUGGAAUGGAGAAUGUCCAGGAGAAAAGCAAAGAAGGGAUGAUCGACAUCAAGCUGGACAAACCCCAGGAACCCCCAGCCAGUGAGGGCGGCUGCUCCUGCUAAUGCAGCCGGACCUGCCAGCUUCCUUUGACACUACUCGCUUGUUGUGUUGCUUCCUAUUGGUUAGCUUC